GGGUGAUGACGUGACGCUCACCGCGAUGGCGGCGGCCGUGGUCCCGGCUCUGCGGUGCUCGCUGCUGCAGCGCCGGCCCCUCCGCUGCGGGCCGGGUGUGCGGGCUGUGCCCGGCGCCGGGGCCGCCCUCAGGCCGUGCAGCUCGCGGGUGGCGCAGGACGGCAUCAACCAGCCCGUCAUAGACCGCAUCAUCCGCGUGGACCACGCGGGGGAGUACGGGGCGAACCGCAUCUAUGCGGGGCAGAUGGCCGUGCUGGGCAGGUCCAGCGUGGGACCCGUCAUCCAGCAAAUGUGGAAUCAAGAAAAAAACCACCUGAAAAAGUUCAAUGAGCUCAUGGUUGCAUACAGAGUUCGACCUACUGUUCUAUUGCCUUUCUGGAAUGUAGCAGGUUUUGUUUUAGGGGCUGGAAGUGCUUUGCUUGGGAAGAAGGGUGCAAUGGCUUGCACAGUGGCUGUGGAAGAGAGUAUAUCAGAGCACUACAACAACCAGAUCAGAACUCUGAUAGAGGAGGAUCCAGAAAAGUACAAAGAACUACUGCAGGUCAUAAAGCAGUUCAGGGAUGAGGAGCAGGAGCACCACGACAUCGGGCUGGAGCACGAUGCAGAAGCUACACCAGCUUAUUCUGUUUUGAAGACAGCCAUACAACUUGGAUGCAAAGCUGCAAUAUUUUUAUCAGAAAGAAUUUAGUUAUAUUUUUCAUAAUAGCUGUGGCAAUAAACUGUGACACAAAAGAAUAUGGAAAUUGUGGAAGACUCAGCUAUUUUGUUCAGCCUUUUAAAUUUUUCUGCACUGAGCACUUGAUUCAGCCUUCCUUUGUCACAUUGAAUCCCCAUUUACAAAGUAUCUCUAUUAAAGUCGGUUGAGCUAAAUGUGAAUAAAGGUGGCAGAGUUGAGUCUGUGUGAACUAAACCUCCCUAUUCAGAGACUGUUCACAAGGUGGCAGCACAAUAUGUUUAUACAUGGUAUAUGUAUACAAUAUUAGUGUAUGGAUGCACAGACAUAAAAAUGACAAAUACUUUCUCUGUUGCCUUCAAAUUUAUGUGUACUUGAAAUAAGCUGGCGCAGCUCAUUUUAAAAUAGUUAUACAGACCAAGAAGAAUAUUUUUUCUGUUUCCAGGAUGAGUGCAGUAAUAGUAUUUAUUUUCAGUCCAUCUUGAAUAAAAAUUGGUAUUAUAAGACCAGUUUUACUUAAAGACUUCUGUGUGUUUUGGGGUGGGCCUUUUUUCAGGCACAGUUCCCAAUUCUUAAGUAUAAUUUUACUUACUAUAUUGGUUUUUUGUGGGGAUUUUUUGUUGUUUUUCUUUUUGUAUUUUCUUGGGUUUGUUUGGUUUGCAGGUUUUUCUUACCUGAGCAUGUAAGGGACUGAUCCCUGUCAUAAAGCAGGAGAAGGCAAUUUGGAGCACUGUGAAAUUGCAUUCAAUAUUCUAUUAGAGCUUUCAAUCUUAUCUUACUUUGUUCAGACAACAUUUAAUCCAGGUACAUCUGGGCUUGCCUUUUUUAGUAGCUCUGUUGGUGUUUGUAGGUACUGAUUGAUGAGUAAUUUGACAUUAAAGGCUUCUUAAAGAGGAUUAUUUGCCCUUUUUUUU
Messenger RNA from Zonotrichia leucophrys gambelii, 1587 nucleotides. RefSeq names its product coenzyme Q7, hydroxylase (gene COQ7). Gene Ontology annotation, biological process: regulation of reactive oxygen species metabolic process; regulation of gene expression; ubiquinone biosynthetic process. Gene Ontology annotation, cellular component: nucleus; mitochondrial inner membrane. The record is from RefSeq and is a predicted model, not a curated record. Gene Ontology annotation, molecular function: 3-demethoxyubiquinol 3-hydroxylase activity. Lineage: Eukaryota; Metazoa; Chordata; Aves; Passeriformes; Passerellidae. Bases 26 to 688 code for a protein of 220 amino acids. The transcript has 6 exons.